UUUUAUCACAUUAGUUUGCUCACCUUACUCUUACUAUAACGCUCUUAUGUGCAGCGGCCCGCAUAUCAAGUGGUCAACAUAACUGGCUCCUCAUUUGUGUCUAAUUCUAUUGCUUCCUACAUUUAUCUUCUGCUAUACCUAAUCGCGUUUGCUGCAUGCUGAUCGAUCUGAUGACCAUUAAUAUAUUACUAGACACCAGCUUUUCUUUUCACUUCCCAAGAUGCCUUCACUAUCUUCCCUCUUGAAGCGUCGAAGGGAAAGUCAAAAUGAUAACCGCACGAGCUUGAGUCUAAGCGUUACUCCAGAGAAGGUACAAAGAAACUCGAAGCGUAACUUCCUUCGCAAGCUUUUUAAAGUCUCUAGUGCUUCCUCUCGAGAGAAGCGGGAGACAGAACAGGCCGUGGUAAUUUAAUUUUCCGUUCUUUCAUCUGUGGCUCUUUAGUACUUUCUUGGGAUACCGCUGAUAUUACCCGUCAUUAUUCAGAUAGUUCCAACCCCAACUUCCCCAAAUCAACCUUCAAGUCCCAUGUCGAAUCAUAACAAGCCUCUUCCCCCUCCACCGCCAUCAAUCAAGGAGUCUGCAUCUCUAACAGCGAUACCUUCGAGACCUUCCAAAAAGCUCGAUAGGAUAAUAUCACCUCUUACCAAUCAAGAGCUUCAUGAGCUAUUCUCCGGGGCUCCCCAGUUCUAUGCGCGAUCCGAAGGCCAUCACGCAGGCGCACCGCAUCCUUCAGUAGCUUUCCCUUGGGAUUCGAGUGUGCAGAUACGAGAUCUAUCAGAUCAUGUGCAAAUACAAGAUGAGGCAUGGGGAUGUGUCACAGCGUGGCCGCAUAUCACGAGAGAAGCUCCGAUAAGUUUGGAAGGCAUGGAAGUUACUGGGAAACAACCGCGUGCCUGGUUUAUGCCAAGAUGCCGUGAACGGCCGAGUAUGCUCAGUAUGCAAGGCAUGGAGAGAGGAACCGUGGGAUAUCAAGCGGCUUUGGAGCUAGGUGUGGCCGAUGCGCUAGAAGAACCGGAGGAUAUAUUGCCUGAUUCUGGCCCUCUUUCACUAUUUGAUAGGCGAAGAGAAUUCUUAAACGGCAAGGAUGGAAUCAGACCUCUUGAAGAGCACGCUGUUUACGAACAUCUCAUGAAUAUUGGCAACUCAUACCAUGAAGGCCUGAUGCAUAUGCGGACGACUGUCGAGUUAUAUUCGGAACUAUUCACGCAGAUCCUAUUUCCUCCUUCUAGGGUUACUGACGCAGACGAUCCUUACAGCUUGCAGGUUCAAAUUGAGGUUCUCGUGAAGGUUCUAGCUGAACCUCAUAUUUGGGUUGAUUUUACUUCCGUUGAAUGGAGAAUUCGUCUAGGACAGAUACUAUGGGGCCAGCCGCUCGAAACUGAUCUGAGGGACGACUUUUCUACCAAUAGCGAGACAUCCAAUGAAUCUGGGGAUCAGAAGUAUUGGCUGCUGUUGCAAAUACUGCUUUCGUGUGAAUUGUUAUUGCGACUCGAUACAGUAUCUCAAAAUAUCAAUAAUGGUUUAGAGCCUGCCAAACCUGCUGACGUCAAGAAACUCGAAAAGAGCAUGACAUCCAGUGUUAAAUGGUCACUUAUUUUAGCACGAUCCUGGCUCGAGAAUAUCCGCAUCGAACAGAAUGUGUCCGAAGUAAUUCCCGAAAGGAAGCCUUCUGGAUGGUUAGCAACAUUAACUGGAACAUCAACUUCUGUCGAUGAUAGUGCACCACAAGAAAGCGUUCAAACAUAUCAGUUUCGAGGACGACAUGAAAAUCGACAAUUGGCCGGGCUAGUACACUUUGCCCAGAAGUUAAAAUGGCCUCAUUUGGAUAAAUUGACCGGAAAGGUAUUAGCUAAUGAUAUAGUCAUAACGGAAAGUUCUCAGAAUACUCCUGCCUCUGGAACACCUAUGUCUGUUUCGACACAAAAGUCAUCCUACUUCAUGAGCCAAAGACCUGUUUCGCGACGAGGUUUAGCAAGAUCAACACAGAGAAUGUCUGCACUAAUGCAUUCAUCCGGAUGGUUGUCCAAUUCUUACAUUAGUGGACUUAUGCUACCGGGUGAAGGCUUGUGUCAUUUCUUAAUUUCAACGUUACUAGAAAAUGAUGAUGCUGCAGUCGCGAAGCUAGGAGACGAGGCUAACUUGUAUGGAGGGUUUUUAUUUGGUGAAAGAAGCUUCUGGAGCACGGCUUGCAUAGUUGGUAGAGUUUUGGCAGCUGGUAAGGACUCAUCUGAAUGCAUGGGUUGGAUAUCUUCGGAAGUCAAACCCAGGGGUAUUUAUGGCGAGGCUUGGGUCAAUAUUGAUGUAGAGCCAGCAUCACAGGAAGGUAAGGCUUGCCCUUCCAGAAUUCAACCAAUGCGACGACUAACAAGGAAGCGAUAGAUUCUACAACCGAAAUUCCCAGGAUUCUGCAGAAGACUGUCAUCGAAAGAGAUGGAAGUGUCAUUGGUGGAGCGGAUCCUUCAUCAAUACUUCCAGGUGAUUUUGUAGCAGUUUACGACGCGCCGGCUUUACAUCCUCCAUCAAUUAUUUUCGAGUCGCUAGAUCUUUUUGCUGUCGACUCUGAUGAGACGACCCCUACUGAAGAAGAGCCUACCUCAGAAACAGACGUGACUACAGCGCCAAGUAUUAAAACAUACUCUGCAAUGAUGAGAUUCUUAAUGGAUCUUGACGGAGAUGAGAAAAGGGAAAUCAAUGUUGCUCUUACUCAUGAUGUGCAUUUCGUCACUGCUCAUCCAUGUGUCAAGUCUCACAGUAUCGAAGUACUGAAAUCUCCUACAAGCCCGUCAUUUCAAUUACAGGACGGUAGUGAGGAUGGUGAAGUUCCUAAUGCAGAUAUGGGUAUGUAUUUGCGUUCUUUUUCUGUGUCAUGUGCCUUGGAAAAUUAAUAGAGAAUAGGUCAUCCUCUCCAUAAAGCUUUCACUUACACAAUCAUACCCUUACAUCAUAUCCUGACAUCUCCCGCCUCUAAAUCUCUCUCCUCUCUGCUCCUAUCACCACCUAUCUCGCCAAUCGAAAGUUCUUCGCCCAUACAAUCGAGCGCCCACACUACCACGAGUAAUAUACGAAAGGUCCUAGUAAUUGACUGUAAUAGUACGCUGAUACUGCCGGCAUCACCUCCAGAUGAUGCGGAUGUAGAAGAUGUGAAUGAUGCGACGAGUAAUGAAGUCAGCGGUGAAACCCCAAGUAAGAAUAAAAAAGAAUUUGGCAGUGAUGCGGAAAUGUUAGCCAGGGCGUUAUGUGCGGAAAGGGGAUGGAAUGCUCUGGUUAGUAGGAGAGGAAGAGGAUGUUUAGCUUGUGCUAUUAGAGAGGCUGGUGCUUUAAGGUGGGAGGUCGUGGUGAGGGUUUAGUAGUGAGGAGACGGUAGCAGAUUUGUAUACUUUGUAAAGGAGAGUGUGAUUUUAUGAAUAAUAAGGGUCUGGAUGAGAUGGGAUAUAUGUGAUGGGAUAGGUUGGGAUGGGAUGGGAUGGUAUGGGAUAUGUUUCAUGAUGUUAUGCAUGGUGUGUUGUGUUGUGUUGCGUGUCGUUGUUUGUUAUUGCAUGGAAUAUUAAGUGAUACCCGCCGUUUAGGCAUUUAGUUUAUGGUACUUAAUGGAUGGAU
This is a messenger RNA of Sclerotinia trifoliorum, 3598 nucleotides long. NCBI's taxonomy places the organism in Eukaryota, Fungi, Ascomycota, Leotiomycetes, Helotiales, Sclerotiniaceae. The record is from the annotation of a GenBank genome assembly.